Myripristis murdjan (pinecone soldierfish) is the source of this 4833-nucleotide messenger RNA. RefSeq names its product putative bifunctional UDP-N-acetylglucosamine transferase and deubiquitinase ALG13. The transcript has 48 exons. Gene Ontology annotation, molecular function: K63-linked deubiquitinase activity; cysteine-type deubiquitinase activity. The coding region runs from base 212 to 4786 and encodes 1524 amino acids. Gene Ontology annotation, biological process: actin filament polymerization; protein deubiquitination. The record is from RefSeq and is a predicted model, not a curated record. Gene Ontology annotation, cellular component: actin filament. NCBI's taxonomy places the organism in Eukaryota, Metazoa, Chordata, Actinopteri, Holocentriformes, Holocentridae.
CAGAGCCUCAGUGACUGAGAAAUAAUCAGCUGCACUUUUGAAGAAGCAGCAGAAUCACCUGGUUUCCUGAAGUCACGUGACGAGCUUCAGGUGGGAAAAGUUGGAAACCAACAACUACGAGCUUCAGUUGCGUGCGCGGAGAAAACAGGUGAUAAAUAUCGAGCUGCAAUUUAUUGCGAGAUUAAUAAAACAACAACUAGAAGACAGAAGGAUGCAGAAACGACCGAAGAAAUGCUUCGCGACCAUGGACGAGUACCUGGCCAGCCGGGCGCUCUACAGGAAGACGAUGGCGCGAGACGCGUCCAGUCUGUUCCGGGCCGUGUCCGAGCAGCUGUACCACUCUCAGAGCUAUCACCAGAAGAUCCGGCAGGACUGUGCCAACUUCAUUAGAGCCAACAGGUGCAAGUUUGAGCCGUUUGUUGAAGGGUCAUUUGACAAGUACCUGGAGCGUCUGGAGGACCCCAAGGAGACGGUGGGCCAGCUGGAGAUCAAAGCUCUGUCUCUGCUGUACAGGCUCCGCUUCGUGAUCUAUCUUUACCCGGGGCAACCACCCAAAGUGAUCACAGAGGAUGGCUUCACUGACAAGGUGAUCCUGUGUUGCUCCAACAGCGGCCACUACGACAUCGUGUAUCACAGGAGCUUCCUGACGUCCGCGGCGAUCUGCCAGUCUAUCUUGUACGAGCUGCUGUACACGCGUGUGUUUGGCGUGGACGAGGCCGAGCUCCACCAGGCCAUGGAUGCCUUCCAGGAUCGUCGCUAUAGAAACAGACUGUCAGCAAUCAGCCAUGGGGACAUGAGCUACGAGCUGCCUGAGGACCGCAGCCACAAGGAGGAGGCGGAGGCGGGCGGAGCAGGAGCCGCUGCCGAGGACAAGGCCAGAGCCGGGACCGACGACAGCAAGCCCCCUGCAGAGCCCUCCUCCUCCACACUGAUUCUGCCUUACAAAGUGCUGAAGUCUCUGGACACCAUUCUGUACCGAAACGUGGAGUUUGACGUCUGGCUCGACUCCUGCAAAGACGGGCUGGAGACAGACUACAUGGUGUUUGCAGCCAGGCAGUACUUCGUGGGAGACCAGUGUCAGGUGCGUCUGGAGCCCAAGGGGAAGUACUACAAGGCUUUAAUCGAGGAUGUAGGAACGCUGGCUGUCACAGUUUUCAUAGAGGAGCUGGGAGAGAAACAUUUUGUUCCUCUCACCAACGUGAAGCCGGUGAACCCGGUGAAUACGGUUCCGGCACGGAACAUCCCUGCUCUGAGUUGGAAAGGUGAUCUGGACUCGGAGUCUCGCGGCCAGCGUCGUCAUCGCCGCCGCUACUUCAGGAAGGCUCAAGGCGGCGGGGGGCUGUUGCCCCUGCCCUCAUCUUACGUCCAAGCCGCCCUGCCCCCCCUCUUCCAGCCGGCCGGUCACACCCAACCGCCGCCCCCCUCGUCAGCGGGAGCCAUGACCUACGACCCAAGCUCCACCCACUUCCUGAACCAGCACCUGAUUGGUCCACAGCUGGCCUUUUACGACCCUGUGAGACAAUACUACCACAUCUACGACAACUACGCCUUCUGCUCGCGGUGCAGUCAGCGGCAGCUGGCGGCGGCGCUCAACAAGGACUGUCAGUUUGGGUUCUCAGCAGAGACCGGGGAGGAGGAGCCCGCUGACCUGGAGGGAAACAUCACCUACGACCAGCUGGAUGACGCCAACGAGGCCGUGUUCCCCCCGCUGCCGGGCCAGGCUGUGGCUCCUCCUCCCAAGCUGGGAGUCCCUCCGCCUUCUCCCCCUCCUCCCCCUGCCUAUUGGGUACAGCGAGGUCCCGGGCCCCUCCCCCCCACCCCUCCACCUCGGAAGCCCCCUGUGACAUCAUCAGAAGAGGACCAGGAGGACGCCAGCACAGUGGAGGACCAGAAUCCAGGUUUCCAGAGUCCUGUGGUGUCCACUGCUGCAGAGCCUGUCACCAGUCUGGCUGUUGAGGAAGGUGGUGCUGCUGAGUCACCAACAGACGGCCAGCAGAAAAUGGAAGUGCAGCACAGUUAUUGUGCGGACAACUGUUCUGCAAAAAAAAGGUGGUCAAGCCGUCAGCCAUCAUCAGCCCUUGUCCCUCCUCUUCCUCCUUCUCACCCUCCUCCUCCUCAUCUCACACUCCUCUGGCCUCACACCUCCCAGUGCCAGCACACAACCAGCCACGCACAGUUGCCAUGGCGAUGCCAGCCACGCCUCCCUGGUUGGUUAAUGAGUUGGGCGAGCCUCUGUGCACCGUGGUGGCUCCGCCCUCUUACUCCUACCACCCCAACGGCAGCGACUUACCCGGAGAAGAGAGACUACAUGGAGUUUGCAGCCAGGCAGUACUUCCUGGGAGACAAGUGUCAGUGGUGCCACCAGAACUGCUGGCAGCUGGCCUACGCACCCCCCUCACCUGAGGCGCCCUACACCUACCAGGCCUACCCCCACUACCACGCCCCCCCCACCCAGGAUGCAUCGCUCCACGAUCCAGGUUUCCAGAGUCCUGUGGUGUCCACUGCUGCAGAGCCUGUCACCAGUCUGGCUGUUGAGGAAGGUGGUGCUGCUGAGUCACCAACAGACGGCCAGAAGGGCCAGGCUGUGGCUCCUCCUCCCAAGCUGGGAGCCCCUCCGCCUCCUCCCCCUGCCUCCUCCUAUUGGGUCCAGCGAGGUCCCGGGCCCCUCCCCCCCACCAGCACAGUGGAGGACCAGACUGAUUACUCAGAGUUCUACAUCUACAAAGCUCAGGAUCCAGGUUUCCAGAGUCCUGUGGUGUCCACUGCUGCAGAGCCUGUCACCAGUCUGGCUGUUGAGGAAGGUGGUGCUGCUGAGUCACCAACAGACGGCCAGAAGGGCCAGGCUGUGGCUCCUCCUCCCAAGCUGGGAGCCCCUCCGCCUCCUCCCCCUGCCUCCUCCUAUUGGGUCCAGCGAGGUCCCGGGCCCCUCCCCCCCACCAGCACAGUGGAGGACCAGAAUCCAGGUUUCCAGAGUCCUGUGGUGUCCACUGCUGCAGAGCCUGUCACCAGUCUGGCUGUUGAGGAAGGUGGUGCUGCUGAGUCACCAACAGACGGCCAGAAGGGCCAGGCUGUGGCUCCUCCUCCCAAGCUGGGAGCCCCUCCGCCUCCUCCCCCUGCCUCCUCCUAUUGGGUCCAGCGAGGUCCCGGGCCCCUCCCCCCCACCAGCACAGUGGAGGACCAGAAUCCAGGUUUCCAGAGUCCUGUGGUGUCCACUGCUGCAGAGCCUGUCACCAGUCUGGCUGUUGAGGAAGGUGGUGCUGCUGAGUCACCAACAGACGGCCAGCAGGGCCAGGCUGUGGCUCCUCCUCCCAAGCUGGGAGCCCCUCCGCCUCCUCCCCCUGCCUCCUCCUAUUGGGUCCAGCGAGGUCCCGGGCCCCUCCCCCCCACCAGCACAGUGGAGGACCAGAAUCCAGGUUUCCAGAGUCCUGUGGUGUCCACUGCUGCAGAGCCUGUCACCAGUCUGGCUGUUGAGGAAGGUGGUGCUGCUGAGUCACCAACAGACGGCCAGAAGGGCCAGGCUGUGGCUCCUCCUCCCAAGCUGGGAGCCCCUCCGCCUCCUCCCCCUGCCUCCUCCUAUUGGGUCCAGCGAGGUCCCGGGCCCCUCCCCCCCACCAGCACAGUGGAGGACCAGACUGAUUACUCAGAGUUCUACAUCUACAAAGCUCAGGAUCCAGGUUUCCAGAGUCCUGUGGUGUCCACUGCUGCAGAGCCUGUCACCAGUCUGGCUGUUGAGGAAGGUGGUGCUGCUGAGUCACCAACAGACGGCCAGAAGAAAAUGGAAGUGCAGCACAGUUAUUGUGCGGACAACUGUUCUGCAAAAAAAAGGUGGUCAAGCCGUCAGCCGUCAUCUGCUUUUGUCCCUCCUCUUCCUCCUUCUCACCCUCCUCCUCCUCAUCUCACACUCCUCUGGCCUCACACCUCCCAGUGCCAGCACACAGCCAGCCACGCACAGUUGCCAUGGCGAUGCCAGCCACGCCUCCCUGGUUGGUUAAUGAGUUGGGCGAGCCUCUGUGCACCGUGGUGGCUCCGCCCUCUUACUCCUACCACCCCAACGGCAGCGACUUACCCGGAGAGCUGCAGAAGAGAGACUACAUGGAGUUUGCAGCCAGGCAGUACUUCCUGGGAGACAAGUGUCAGUGGUGCCACCAGAGCUGCUGGCAGCUGGCCUACGCACCCCCCUCACCUGAGGCGCCCUACACCUACCAGGCCUACCCCCACUACCACGCCCCCCCCACCCAGGAUGCAUCGCUCCACGGCCCCGCCCUCUCCCUGGAAGUCUCCUCCCCCACCUCCUCCUUCAUCAGUCGUGUGCCUACAGGCUCCGCCCCCCCGCCACUCCUCUACCCGGAGCAGCCCCUCCCCCCUCCCCCCUCUGUCCUGCACCUCCCAUAUGAAGCCCCGCCUCCACUCUACCUCCCUGCCCCCUCUCCUCUUCCUCCUCCUCACCCCCACUUCCCCCAUCACUCCUCCUACCACACUUACCUCCCCCCUGCCCCCCUCCCCCCUGCGUUCCCACCAGGAGGCCCUGACCACGGGACCCACCCACGGGUCUACCAGCCCGCCACUAACCCCACCCACAUGGUUGGUUACAUCACAGCCCCGCCCCCUCACCACUCAGCCACUCACUACCUUCCACCGAGCAUGUGACCCUGCUAGCAUGUGCAGAAACAUGCUAACGCUGUUAUUUAGCUGUCAGCCAAUCAGAGAGGGGGCUGGGCUGUGCAGGCGUGGCCUAAUCCUGUGUUUGUUCAUGGAAAAUAUUUCUGUUCAGUAUUCAAACGGGUGAUGGUGUGCUUUGUUUUUGCUUGAAUAAAGAGUUGUGUUUCCCCGAGC